CUCUCUCUCUCUCUCUCUCUCUCUCUCUCUCUCUCUCAGUGUUUGCAGUUUCUGAGCUCUAGGGAUUCAAUUCUGCGCUGUGUUAUCAGCUUGGCCUUAGGGUUAAGGCUGGGCCAUCCAUAAAUUCAUAGACUUUUUCUUGAACAGGUACCUUCUUCCUCUCUUUUUUUUUUGCCGUUUUUCACUCAAAUAAUAUUUAUUUCGCAUUUUGAAACCCUAGUUAUUGUAUGCUAUUUUCCCCAUCUGAGCUUGCGGAGAAACUAGAUUAACAAGGUUCAGCUUGUGAAACCCUAUCUGUGCAAGUUAUUUUGUUGGUUGAUACUUUCUGUAAAUUUAAUGGGUGAACUUACAAAUGGUUCGCGAACUCCAUUGCCUACUGGUAUCAGUGAAGAUAAGGUAGGGAAAGCAGUCGAUUCAUUGCUAAAAUGGGUUAAAUCUAAGGCCAAGCACCAAAAAGCUCAAUUGCUGGAGCACGAUGAGCUAGUUUACCUGGUAUUAAACCUAAAAGCUAUCCCUGCAAAAGGCAGAGUAAACCCAUUCAGGAUCCCGAUUCCCCACCCUGUGUACAACUUCGAUGGUUCCACUGAAAUCUGUCUCAUUAUCGACGAUCGUGAACGAGGCUUGGACCCCAAGUUAGCAAAGAAAAAGAUCAAAGAUGAGAACCUACCCAUCUCCAAAAUCCUCAGGCUUUCGAAGCUCAAAACAAAUUACAAGCCAUUUGAGGCCAGGCGCCAGCUUUGUGGAUCUUUUGAUCUCUUUUUUACGGAUAGAAGGGCUCUUCCUGUUUUGCCAAGGCUUUUGGGGAAGGCAUUCUUUAAGAAGAAGAAGACCCCCAUAUCUGUGGAUUUGACUCAUAAGAAUUGGGGUGAACAAUUGAAACGUGCUUGUGGGUAUGCUUUUCUUUAUCUAAGAACUGGAACUUGUAGCAUUAUAAAAGUGGGGAGAGUUUCUCAGUCUAGAGAUGAGAUAUUAGAAAAUAUAAUGGCUGUUAUCAAGGGUUUGAGUCCAGUUAUUCCUAAUAAAUGGAGCAAUGUUCGAUCUUUGCAUCUCAAAUCUUUGGAGUCUUUGGCUUUGCCUAUUUAUCAGGCAAUUCCUGAAUUGGGUCUCAAAAUUGAGAGCUUAAAGAGGUCAGAACCAGAGAAAUUGGGUGAAAAGUUGGCAGAGAAAGAGGAAAAGAUACAAGAGAUUGGCGAUGUUUCUGAUAAGGAAAAGUUCAAAAGGGGGAGGAUUCAUGAGGUUCGGUACAUGGAUCGCAACCUCGACGAUAUGUAUGCUGACUUAUCUGACGAUGGUGAUGAUGAUGAUGGCGAUGAUAGCCAUGUUAAUGAGGAUGAUGGGUUCCUGGAUGAAAUUGAUAAUGGUGUUGGUAAAAUAGAUAAAUCAGAUAAAAAGAAGAAAAAGAAAGAUAAUGAGAAAAUGGGUGAGAAGAGGAAGAAGGCAAAUGAGAAGGUGGAAAAGAAGAGGAAGAAUUUGGAUGAAGAAAAGGAUGCAAAAUUGUUACAUAGCCUUGACAAGGAGGUGGUUGAAAAAAAGCCGAAGAAAUCAACAAAUAAGAAGAACUUGGAUGAAAUUGAUAAUGGCGUUGGUACAAUAGAUAAAUCAGAAAAUAAGAAGAAGAAGAAAGAAGAUAAUGAGAAAAUGGGUGAGAGGAGGAAGAAGGCAAAUGAGAAGGUGGACAAGAAGAGGAAGAAGUUGGAUGAAGAAAAGGAUGUGGAAUUACUACCUAACCUUGACAAGGAGGUGAAUGAAAAAAAGCUGAAGAAAUCAGCGGAUAAGAAAAAGGCAAAGAAGAAGGAGAAGUUGGAUGAAGACAAGGAUGUGGAAUUUUUACCUAGCAUUGACAAGGAGGUGAAUGAAGAAAAGUUGAAGAAAUCAGGGAAUAAGAAAAAAGCGAAGCACGUGAUGCCAUAGAAGGAUGCGCCUUUGAAACCUAGUUCUAAAAAGGUGGGCCUUGCGAAUGAAUAAGUUUUUGUUUCUUGUGAUGAUGAACAGAAACCAAGUAAAACUAUGGCCUCAGAGGAUAAAAAAGCAAAGAAGAAAAAGCUAGGCACUACCAAGAAGCAAAGGACCCAGUGGUAUCAUCACCGAUUUUGAGCAUCUUCCUUUUUUUUUAAGUUGUUUCUUUUUUUGGCUCAGAUUUUUUAGGAAAAUUUGACUUUUUAUGUCAUAGCAUAUCAAAAAAAAAGGAAAAAAAGGGCUGUUUCCAUUUUAUGGGUUGAAUGUUGUGGGUUGAACUUUACCAUGCUUUCUGAGUUAAGUACUGAAGAGCCGUUAGUUGAACUGAAAUUUUUGGUCCCCUUUGAUGGUCUCUCAUGGACUGAGGAUAUAAUUGAGUUUGCUUGUGGGUUGGACAGAGGCCUUUUAUGCUUCCUUAGUUCCUCGUGGUUUUCUAUUGUUGACUUUCUUUUACACAAUUUGGAUCACACAAAUAAUUUACAGUCA
This is a messenger RNA of Amborella trichopoda, 2442 nucleotides long. RefSeq lists its product as uncharacterized. The record is from RefSeq and is a predicted model, not a curated record. NCBI's taxonomy places the organism in Eukaryota, Viridiplantae, Streptophyta, Magnoliopsida, Amborellales, Amborellaceae.